Molecule: messenger RNA, 799 nt
Organism: Vicugna pacos (alpaca)
Lineage: Eukaryota; Metazoa; Chordata; Mammalia; Artiodactyla; Camelidae
Source: RefSeq, a predicted model, not a curated record
AUGUCGAUGCGGUCGGGCGGGGACGAGGCGCGCUCCCGGUCCCGCUCGCGCCGGGACACGGCCGUGUUGGUGGAGCGCGAGCGCGAGCGCGACUCCCGCCGCCGGUUCCGUUUACUGUCCCGGGAUUUGGAGCGCUUCCGCACGCGCUCCUUGUCCCGAGACCGCGAUCGGGACCGGCUCCGCUUCUUGUUGUGCUUGCUGCUCUUGGUGUGUUUGGAGCGGGACGAGCUCCGGCUCCGAGACCGGCCCAUCCUUCCGGGCGACGCUGUGACUAACCGCUGGCCUCGGGCCCCACACGUGCCCGGCUACCCUCGCCUCCGCCUCCGGAUGCGGGCCGACCGUCCUGUCGAAGCCCGGGGAAAGAAAGCUGUCAGUCGGUUGACUUUCUAUCGCUCCCUGAGGCCGAAGACCGCCACGAAGGCCGCCUCCAACGACAAGGCCGCAACGCCAGGAGUUGCUAAGAUGGCAGCCGCGGCUGCACCGGCCGCCCCUCCCACAAUGCCCCGCGCGGAACGCGCCGUCGCGCGCGCCCCGCCCCCGACGCUUAUUGCCGAAGGCGAGGCGAGCGCUUCCGAGCGCUCUCGGCUCCUUCCGCCAGCCCCGCCCCAGCCUGACGCGCGGGAGCCGGAGCCUUUCGCCUCAGCUUUCGAGCUUUCGAGCCCUUUACUUUCCGGAUGUCUGGUCUUCCUUCUUUGAUGGUAUGAGGCCCCUCCUUCUGUGAUGACAAUGGGGAAAACCUUGAAGGGGCUUCACAGUUUGAUCUCUUUCUCGCAAGGAUGAGGGAAAUAUCCUUAAUUGA